AUGUACUCGGCAGUCUUGCUAGGCUUGGGCAAGCAGACCGGUCAGAUCGGCGGGUACAAUGAGAGCGCUGCAGCGGAGUUGUUUGCUUCUGAGACUGGACCUAUGCUCAGAUCACAGUUCGCAUCAGUGGUCAUUGACACCUUCAUGGCGGGCAUUCUCGUCAUGCAGCUACUCAAAUACUUCCUAAAUCAAAACAAAGACUUGCUCUCAACCAAGCUGAUCAUCGCUUGGUCUUCUGUCUGGACGCUGGUCGUCUCCGUCUUCAUACAAGCACAUGUGUCCUAUCUUCUCAUCCCUAAUUUUGGUCUAUGGCUUCCUUGGCUCGAAGUCAGAUGGAUUGCCGCAAUACCUAUCUUGGACAUCCUUGCGGUCCUGCCAAUCCAAAGUUUCUUUGCCAACAGGGCUUACCUUCUCACUGAACGCAACAACUACCUUCUUGGAUGUGCCUCUCUUUUGCUUCUGGCAAGUGUCGGAGGCGCCAUUUGGCUCACUGUAGUUUUCGGAAGUCAAAAAACAUCGUUGAUCGGUAUCGUAUCAAGUGAAGCACCCCUCAUCACAUGGAUAGCCACUACCUUCGCCGCCGACGUUCUCAUCGCCGCAUCCAUCGUCUACGGCCUUUUCAAAUCCAAGACAGGGUGGCUCCUGACCCACGACUUCAUCCCGCGAUGGGUCCGCUUGUCCUUUGAAGCCCAACUGCCUCCUACAAUAUUUGCCCUUGCCUACUGUAUCGACUGGUCUAUUGAACCUACCUCUCAAGUUGAUGCAACCUUCCAAACCCUGCAGUCGAAACUCUACUUGAUCGGAAUGCUCUACACUGUCAACUCUCGGAUUGUUUUCGAUGUCCAUGCCAACAAUGGUACACCCGUUGUUACAGUACCGACGAGGGCACAUGGGAUGACGGACUUUGAUUCCCUGAUGAAUGACAUCCGGGAUACUCAGGCUUCUCCUGAUGUACAUGGACCUGAGCUCGAGUCCAUCAACGAGAAGAGCGAAAAGAUCAAGAACAGCUCUCACACAUACGCUGCGUCGGAUAUUGGACCGACAGAGAAAAGCGACUUGGCAGAUCUCGGCAGCGAUGGCCAGACCAUGACCCGACGCACGGCGUAGAAGAACCUUCUUGUACCAUGCCGCUUCCAUUCUCGUCGUCCGUGUUGAUCAUGAGCGACUCAUUCCAGUCCUAAUAUUGUCUGCCUUUGUAGACAUCAGUGUUAUCAAGCAUUAUGC
Molecule: messenger RNA, 1224 nt
Organism: Cryptococcus amylolentus CBS 6039
Lineage: Eukaryota; Fungi; Basidiomycota; Tremellomycetes; Tremellales; Cryptococcaceae
Exons: 15
Coding region: 1-1107 (368 amino acids)
Source: RefSeq, a predicted model, not a curated record